GUGUAAAAGUACGCAUGCGCCAAUCCGCUCCCCGCGAGAUGGGGGCGGCUGGUCUGAGGUUGUUGUGAAGCCGCUAGAAGCACGUGAAGAGAGCAACGUCAUCAUAAACACUCGUAGCCAACAUGGCGGGCCCUGUGAGCGGAAAGGUUGUGUAUGAACAAGAAGGGGUUUUCAUUCACUCUUCCAGUGGAAAUGAUGAUCAGGACAGCUUACUAUCUGGAAUACUACGAGUUGUAGAAAAGGAAACUGAAGUAAUAGUAGAUUGGAGACCCCAGGAUGAUGCAUUAGACUCUUCUAAUAUACUGUAUGCUAGAAAGGAUUCCAGUUCAGUUGUAGAAUGGGCUCAGACUCCUAAAGAGAAGACUCCACGGGGGCCGGAACAUAUGAACAGUUACGAGGCAGAAUGGGACAUGGUCAACACAGUCUCUUUUAAGAAGAAGCCACAUUCAAAUGGAGAUGCUGUUGUUCGUACAAAUGGAGAAAGCAAAUGGUCCUUUCUGUUCAGUUUAACAGAUUUAAAGUCCAUUAAGCAAAACAAAGAAGGAAUGGGAUGGUCCUAUUUGGUGUUCUGUUUAAAGGAUGAUGUUGUUCUCCCAGCUCUUCACUUUCACCAUGGAGACAGCUGCUUAUUGAUUCAGUCUCUUAAAAAAUACGUGGUGCUCUGUGAAUCUCCAAAUGAUAGAAGAAUUCUUGUAAAUUGUCAGAGUAUUUCACAGUCCUUUGAAAAUCUCCUUGAUGAACCAGCAUAUGGUCUAAUACAGAAAAUGAAGAAAGAUCCUUACACAGCAACAAUGGGAGGAUUUUCCAAAGUGACCAACUUCAUUUUUGAUAGUUUACGUGGGAGUGAUUCAUCAGUUCAGCAGCGGCCUCCAUCAGAAAUGGCAGACUUCAUUAGUGAUGCCAUUCCAGGACUAAAAAUAAAUCAACAGGAGGAACCAGGAUUUGAAGUCAUUACUCGAAUUGAUUUGGGGAAGCGGCCUGAAGUUCACAGAAGGCAGCCAGUGUCCAUUGAAGAAUGGACAAAAAGCAUGGAUUCUGAAGGAAGAAUCUUAAAUGCUGACUCUAUGAAGCAAAUGAUAUUCAAAGGGGGGUUAUGUCAUGCUUUACGAAAGGAAGUGUGGAAAUUUCUUUUGGGUUAUUUUUCUUGGAAUAGUACUAGGGAAGAGAGAACCAAUGUGCAGAAAAGAAAAAUAGAUGAAUAUUUCAGGAUGAAACUCCAGUGGAAAUCCAUCAGUGAAGAACAAGAAAAAAGAAAUUACAGAUUAAGAGAUUACAGGAGUCUUAUAGAAAAAGAUGUAAACAGGACAGACAGAACAAACAAGUUUUAUGAAGGCCCAGAUAAUCCUGGACUGAUCUUGCUUCAUGACAUUUUGAUGACCUACUGUAUGUAUGAUUUUGACUUAGGCUAUGUUCAAGGAAUGAGUGAUUUACUUUCCCCUAUUUUAUAUGUAAUGGAGAAUGAAGUGGAUGCUUUUUGGUGCUUUGCACUGUACAUGGAUCAAAUGCACCAGAAUUUUGAGGAGCAAAUGCAGGGUAUGAAGACUCAACUAAUUCAACUCAGUACUUUGCUUCGCUUGUUAGAUAGUGGAUUUUGCAGUUACUUGGAAUCUCAAGAUUCAGGAUACCUUUAUUUUUGCUUCCGGUGGCUUCUAAUAAGAUUUAAAAGGGAGUUUAGUUUUCAAGAUAUUCUUCGUUUAUGGGAGGUAAUGUGGACAGAGUUGCCUUGCCAGAACUUUCACCUUCUUAUCUGUUGUGCUAUCCUGGAAUCUGAAAAGCAGCAAAUAAUGGAGAAACAUUAUGGCUUUAAUGAAAUACUGAAGCAUAUCAAUGAGCUGUCUAUGAAAAUCAAUGUGGAAGAAGUACUUUGCAAAGCAGAUGCCAUUUCUAUACAGAUGAUGAAUUGCAAGGAAUUGCCUCAGGCAGUCUGCGAAGUUUUGGGAUUAGAAACCAGUGCUGUGACAACGCCAGAUUCAGACAAUGGAGAAGAUGAGGCUGGUGGUGAGAUUAGUUGUGCUGCACCAGCGUAUCCAGGUCUCUCCAUGCCUCUUGCUGUGACCAACGGGACAAAGGAGAACAUUGAGCAAGAGGCCCACACCAUGGCCACUGAUUGAUGCCUGGAUGAUUCUUUGAUUUUAUUUUUGAAGAGACACUUUAUUACAACUGUUUUGUUUCUUUCAAGCACUUGAGGUGGAUAUUUAAAAUUUUGCGUUGAUUAAGCUUUAAAGAUUUGGGAAAGAAAUCAUGUACUGUAAUGCACCAAAGCUUUACAACAUGACCUAAAUAUUUUUGUAGUUUCUUCUACCAAAAUAGCCUUUUUGUUUUCAAUAACAUUCCUUAAUAUUUUUGUAGCCAAGUGCAUUUUUUCUCUUUGAUGUUAUGGAAGUCAGAUGAAUGUGAACAGUUUGGAAAUAGAUGCAUCUGUAUUGCUUUCACUUUUAAAACUUCAGCAUUGAUGGUUCUUGGAUUUAAUAAGAUUCAAAAACACUUCUAUACAGUUUCCUAAGUGAAAAGAUGCUAAUUAACAGUGCUUUGUAAAUGAAAGGAUUGCAUUCCUUCUCAGAUGUUUACAAAAACACUUUCUAAGUAUUUUGUGGUGGUAGAGUGUAGAUUUUCAAUGAAGAUUUUCAUUUGUGCUGCUCCUGGAGACCUAAUUUUGUGUAAUCUAGGGUGGCUGAACAGGACUUUUUACAUAUUAACAUCUCUUCACAUAUACAUAUGUAUGUAUAAAUUAGAUACAUAUUCAAACCUGUGAGUAUUAAAGGAUAAAUCUAUUUUCACUAUUUUGACUAAGUAAAGCUUGGCUGUUCAUUCAAACAGUUCUGACCAAAUUUUAAUGCAUAGCUUCAACACUGACUAUUUUUGAAAAUCAUUUUUUAAAAUAAGGGAAAAUAUAUAUAUGGAAACAUUCAGUUCUGCUCCUGAUGUAAUUUUGCAACAGCUUAAUUCAUUACCUAUCUAAUAAUGUUUAUCUUUGCUUAAUAGUAUAGCCAUAACUGAUAGGGACUACUUAAAUUACCUUUAUUGCUAGAGUACUUGGUGAUCUUUACAAGCAGAUAAAAAUAAGUGAAAAAUACUAAUCGCCUUGGGUAUGUGCUCCCUUUUUGGUUCUCCGGUGCAAGUUCAGUUAAGGGCUCAGUUUGCAUAAAAGAAACUGCUGUGAAUUGUCAGAUACAAGAGAAUUUAUUGUAUACGGCCACAGGCCUUCACAAUCCAAAACGUUUCAUAAUAAAACAUGGAUACAAAUAUAAUUACAGUAAAAUGCAUUUUACUUAAAAUAUAAACAACUUUAAAAUCAAAUGGUUUCUAACAGACUAAAAGGCAACAAUUUGUAUCAGUUGUUUAUUUUCCCAGUUGUAACAUUUACUCCUAUUUUCCUGGCCAGGGCAUAGCAUGCCAUCCUAUUGAAGAUAAAAGGAUCUGUAUCUGAGAGUAUGAAAUUUAAUUUAUCAAAAUCAGGCAGAAGAUGGAGACCAGAUAAAAUAUUGGUGAGAAAUUUUCCUCUUGGUUCCUGGUAUAAGGGACAGCUUAAAACAUAGUGUGGUAGGUCCUCAAUUGCGGUUCCACAGAUACAUAAACGCUGAUCGAUGGGUUUUUAAAUAAAAAAUCAACCGAGUAGCAUCUCGGUUGGCAUAGACUGGAAGCGUAAUGAUGUAAAUGCUACCCUGAGCUUAUAAAUUGUCAUUUCAGUCAAAUAACGUGCUCUGGUGUGAUCUUUUUUGAUGGUUUUAUGCUGUGGAGCAAGUUUUGUUUUACUGAUUAAAAAUUUAUCAAUUAGGGCAUCUUCUUUAUAAAUCCAUUCCCUUAAGUCAACAUUGCUUCCUGAAGGUUGAAGUAAUUCGUCUGGGAUGGUAUAUCGAGAUGCAAUGUCAUGGUGGGCCUUCCUUAAGUUUUGUCCUUACUUUGCAGCAGCUGAUAACUCAGAUUACUGAAGGAACCAGAGUUUGUUAGUUGAUAUUUUUUCUGCAAUUUAAGAAUCGCUAAAUGGGUGCAUGCUCUAAUCGAAGGGAGACCAAGUUCUGCCUGUAGCAAGGCUGCUGGUGUCCCUUUUGGUAGGCUAGAACACGUCUCAUGAAAAAAAAUUGGGAUUAUUUCCAACUUGCUAAGUAUUGGUUCUUUUAAUCCCCAGAUCUCAAUUCCAUGCAGUAAAUGAGUAAUGACUUUAAAAACAAAAAGCUUUGUAGACGGUGCUAUCAACCCCCCACCCCUAGAGUAAUAGCAUUUCAUUAUUGCUCUUGUCGUGCUGGUGAAUUGUGUCUAUCACCCUUAACAAUAACUUGCAUAUGAGAACUACAAGCUCGUAGUAUGCCAUUCUGUGACUUUUUAAGUUAUGUAGAAUCUGACUUAACUGAUUCAGUGCAUUUGUUUCUAUUUGAGAACAAUUGUACAUAUUAUGAAAUAAAAUGCAAAGUUUACAUAA
This is a messenger RNA of Eublepharis macularius, 4417 nucleotides long. It is a transcript of the gene TBC1D15, whose product is annotated as TBC1 domain family member 15. Bases 123 to 2111 code for a protein of 662 amino acids. Gene Ontology annotation, biological process: activation of GTPase activity. The record is from RefSeq and is a predicted model, not a curated record. Lineage: Eukaryota; Metazoa; Chordata; Lepidosauria; Squamata; Eublepharidae. The transcript has 17 exons. Gene Ontology annotation, molecular function: GTPase activator activity.